AAUUGCAAUGUAUUCAAUUUUCAGAACGCCAACGGUCUUGAACCAAAAGACGUCAUCAUCAUCAAAAUAAUCGUUCAUCCCCAAUAUAAAUCGCCAAAAAAAUACUAUGACAUAGCUCUGAUGGAACUAGAACACGGUGUCUCAUUCACUAAUAACGUCCAACCAGCUUGUUUGUGGAGGUCUUUCGAUACAAGGCCACUUGGAACUAAAGCUACAUUAACUGGAUGGGGAGUUAUUGAAACAGCUCGUCGCACAACAUCUCCAAUUCUUCAAGUAGCAGAAGUUGACAUUUUGGACUCCAAAACCUGCGACAAUCUGCUGAUUCCAAAGAAGAGCAGGCACUGGCAACGAAUGUACGAACAUCAGCUGUGUGCUGGUAUUCUAGCUGGAGGUGUUGACGCUUGCCAGGGUGAUUCUGGAGGUCCUUUACAAGUGCGGAUAAAUCUGCCUCCGUCUACGCAAGGAGCAAUGCACCACCUCAUAGGAGUGACUUCAUUUGGUUUCGGUUGCGCAUUGCCUAAUGCCCCGGGAGUCUAUACCAGAGUUUCCAGCUUUAUUGACUGGAUUGAAAGUAUUGUUUGGAAGUAAAAGUGACAAAAGCAUUAUUAUUGUGUACACUUAAGUACAGUUGGUGGAAAUUGUAAUCUAACUAUAUAACUGGCGCUUGGACCGUGGUCGCGAAAUUCGCAACGGCUUUUUCACUCUUAUUGCACGGUCAUAAAACUUUUUCUGACCGAUUUAAGCCGACUCCGCGUUAAAAAGUAUGGUGACUCCCUAUAACGUCAUUCACCAUCGAGUAUAUAACCAGAAAUAGAGAUGAAAUGUCAUUUAAUUUGUUUGAAAACUAUUCUGCCAAAUCAUUACGGUGACAACUGCGCUCCGAUUAGCCAGCCCGAAUUCAAAAAAUUUAUGAG
Messenger RNA from Hyposmocoma kahamanoa, 914 nucleotides. RefSeq names its product serine protease snake-like. The record is from RefSeq and is a predicted model, not a curated record. The transcript is spliced from 3 exons. Gene Ontology annotation, biological process: proteolysis. The annotation marks the transcript as partial. Lineage: Eukaryota; Metazoa; Arthropoda; Insecta; Lepidoptera; Cosmopterigidae. Gene Ontology annotation, molecular function: serine-type endopeptidase activity.